This is a messenger RNA of Coregonus sp. 'balchen', 13570 nucleotides long. The record is from the annotation of a GenBank genome assembly. Lineage: Eukaryota; Metazoa; Chordata; Actinopteri; Salmoniformes; Salmonidae.
AUGGAGGAGGAUGGAGGGGAUAGUGAUGGAGGAGGGGAUAGUGAUGGAGGAGGGGAAAGUGUAAAGGAGGAUGGAGGGGAUAGUGAUGGAGGAGGGGAUAGUGAUGGAGGAGGGGAAAGUGUAAAGGAGGAUGGAGGGGAUAGUGGCUGGCUGGCUGGCUGGCUGGCUGGCUGGCUGGCUGGCUGGCUGGCCGACUGUUCUGAGGCUGAACCAGCUCCCUGCCUGGGAGUGUGUUUCUGAAUCUAUCUGAAAGGUCACUGGGAGUGUAUGUGUUCCUUCAUGUUAACCAUCUGAAAGGCUGUUAUGAACUGAUGACAAACAGGUUAUGAUGGCCUACUCCACUGUGUUAUGAUGGCCUACUCCACUGUGUUAUGAUGGCCUACUCUACUGUGUUAUGAUGGCCUACUCCACUGUGUUAUGAUGGCCUACUCUACUGUGUUAUGAUGGCCUACUCCACUGUGUUAUGAUGGCCUACUCCACUGUGUUAUGAUGGCCUACUCCACUGUGUUAUGAUGGCCUACUCCACUGUGUUAUGAUGGCCUACUCCACUGUGUUAUGAUGGCCUACUCCACUGUGUUAUGAUGGCCUACUCCACUGUGUUAUGAUGGCCUACUCCACUGUGUUAUGAUGGCCUACUCCACUGUGUUAUGAUGGCCUACUCCACUGUGUUAGGUUGGUAUAUGAGGCCUACUGUUUUAACUGUUAUGAUGGUUCAGGGCCUUGAAAAAACAUUUGCCCCCUUUCUGAUUUUCUCUGUUUUUGCAUAUUUUUGAUACUGAAUGUUAUGUUGAUAAUUCUCUUCCAUUGGUUUACAUGAGACACUGUAAAACGCUGGCAAAGAUUUUUAGCUCCAUGUCAACGGACUCAAAAUGGCUAACGUUACUUAUUUAGCCAGUGAACCAGCCAUAACAUAGCGAUCCUAUUUAGCCAGUGAACCAGCCAUAACAUAGCGAUCCUAUUUAGCCAGUGAACCAGCCAUAACAUAGCGAUCCUAUUUAGCCAGUGAACCAGCCAUAACAUGGCGAUCCUAUUUAGCCAGUGAACCUGCCAUAACAUGGCGAUCCUAUUUAGCCAGUGAACCUGCCAUAACAUGGCGAUCCUAUUUAGCCAGUGAACCAGCCAUAACAUGGCGAUCCUAUUUAGCCAGUGAACCAGCCAUAACAUGGCGAUCCUAUUUAGCCAGUGAACCUGCCAUAACAUGGCGAUCCUAUUUAGCCAGUGAACCUGCCAUAACAUGGCGAUCCUAUUUAGCCAGUGAACCUGCCAUAACAUGGCGAUCCUAUUUAGCCAGUGAACCUGCCAUAACAUGGCGAUCCUAUUUAGCCAGUGAACCAGCCAUAACAUGGCGAUCCUAUUUAGCCAGUGAACCUGCCAUAACAUGGCGAUCCUAUUUAGCCAGUGAACCUGCCAUAACAUGGCGAUCCUAUUUAGCCAGUGAACCAGCCAUAACAUGGCGAUCCUAUUUAGCCAGUGAACCAGCCAUAACAUGGCGAUCCUAUUUAGCCAGUGAACCAGCCAUAACAUGGCGAUCCUAUUUAGCCAGUGAACCAGCCAUAACAUGGCGAUCCUAUUUAGCCAGUGAACCAGCCAUAACAUGGCGAUCCUAUUUAGCCAGUGAACCAGCCAUAACAUGGCGAUCCUAUUUAGCCAGUGAACCAGCCAUAACAUGGCGAUCCUAUUUAGCCAGUGAACCAGCCAUAACAUGGCGAUCCUAUUUAGCCAGUGAACCAGCCAUAACAUGGCGAUCCUAUUUAGCCAGUGAACCAGCCAUAACAUGGCGAUCCUAUUUAGCCAGUGAACCAGCCAUAACAUGGCGAUCCUAUUUAGCCAGUGAACCAGCCAUAACAUGGCGAUCCUAUUUAGCCAGUGAACCAGCCAUAACAUGGCAAUCCUAUUUAGCCAGCGAACCAGCCAUAACAUGGCGAUCCUAUUUAGCCAGCGAACCUGCCAUAACAUGGCGAUCCUAUUUAGCCAGCGAACCUGCCAUAACAUGGCGAUCCUAUUUAGCCAGUGAACCUGCCAUAACAUGGCGAUCCUAUUUAGCCAGUGAACCUGCCAUAACAUGGCGAUCCUAUUUAGCCAGUGAACCUGCCAUAACAUGGCGAUCCUAUUUAGCCAGUGAACCAGCCAUAACAUGGCGAUCCUAUUUAGCCAGUGAACCAGCCAUAACAUGGCGAUCCUAUUUAGCCAGUGAACCAGCCAUAACAUGGCGAUCCUAUUUAGCCAGUGAACCAGCCAUAACAUGGCGAUCCUCUAGAUGCCGUUUGCAUCCCGGAUGGUUGCAGACAUCUUACAUUACGUUGGAGUGCAUAUAGAUGGUUAUUUUACAUUACGUUGGAGUGCAUAUAGAUGGUUAUUUUACAUUACGUUGGAGUGCAUAUAGAUGGUUAUUUUACAUUACGUUGGAGUGCAUAUAGAUGGUUAUUUUACAUUACGUUGGAGUGCAUAUAGAUGUUUAUUUUACAUUACGUUGGAGUGCAUAUAGAUGGUUAUUUUACAUUACGUUGGAGUGCAUAUAGAUGGUUAUUUUACAUUACGUUGGAGUGCAUAUAGAUGGUUAUUUUACAUUACGUUGGAGUGCAUAUAGAUGUUUAUUUUACAUUACGUUGGAGUGCAUAUAGAUGGUUAUUUUACAUUACGUUGGAGUGCAUAUAGAUGGUUAUUUUACAUUACGUUGGAGUGCAUAUAGAUGGUUAUUUUACAUUACGUUGGAGUGCAUAUAGAUGGUUAUUUUACAUUACGUUGGAGUGCAUAUAGAUGGUUAUUUUACAUUACGUUGGAGUGCAUAUAGAUGUUUAUUUUACAUUACGUUGGAGUGCAUAUAGAUGGUUAUUUUACAUUACGUUGGAGUGCAUAUAGAUGGUUAUUUUACAUUACGUUGGAGUGCAUAUAGAUGGUUAUUUUACAUUACGUUGGAGUGCAUAUAGAUGGUUAUUUUACAUUACGUUGGAAUGCAUAUAGAUGGUUAUUUUACAUUACGUUGGAGUGCAUAUAGAUGGUUAUUUUACAUUACGUUGGAGUGCAUAUAGAUGGUUAUUUUACAUUACGUUGGAGUGCAUAUAGAUGUUUAUUUUACAUUACGUUGGAGUGCAUAUAGAUGUUUAUUUUACAUUACGUUGGAGUGCAUAUAGAUGGUUAUUUUACAUUACGUUGGAGUGCAUAUAGAUGGUUAUUUUACAUUACGUUGGAGUGCAUAUAGAUGGUUAUUUUACAUUACGUUGGAGUGCAUAUAGAUGGUUAUUUUACAUUACGUUGGAGUGCAUAUAGAUGGUUAUUUUACAUUACGUUGGAGUGCAUAUAGAUGGUUAUUUUACAUUACGUUGGAGUGCAUAUAGAUGUUUAUUUUACAUUACGUUGGAGUGCAUAUAGAUGGUUAUUUUACAUUACGUUGGAGUGCAUAUAGAUGGUUAUUUUACAUUACGUUGGAGUGCAUAUAGAUGGUUAUUUUACAUUACGUUGGAGUGCAUAUAGAUGGUUAUUUUACAUUACGUUGGAGUGCAUAUAGAUGGUUAUUUUACAUUACGUUGGAGUGCAUAUAGAUGGUUAUUUUACAUUGAACACUGACCAGAUGGGAGGCUUUCAAAGCAUAUAUUAAGGGGCAAAUUAUUUCAAAUCAAGUUUCAAAUCAAUUAAAUCUGAAAAUGAGAGAGAUGGACAUCAAAAAUUGAGAAUUGGAGAGGGAAGCUAUUUUUUGGGUAAACCAGGAAUUAUUUGCUCUUAAAGCUCAGUAUGAAGAACUGUCCACCUCAAAGGCUGCAAAAAGCUUAACGAGGCUGAAAUAGUCCUUCAAUGACCAAGGUGAAAAAUCUGGUAAAUUGCUGGCCUGGCUCAUUUAAGAAGUUACAUUCAGACAGAGCCAUUAAUGCAAUUGUCAAUGAAUCCUGUAGAAAUAAAACAAACAUUUGCUUCCAUAUCUAAUACACAAAGACCAAAAUGGCUUUGUGAAAAACCGUCAAGGUUUGAAGAGUACUACACAUGGUGACGUGUGAACGGUCCCCUGACACCGCCACUCUCACCUGAUGCAGAGAAGGCGUUCGGUAGAGUUGAGUGGUCUUAUUUAUUUUAAGUGCUUUAAGAGAUUUGGGUUUGGCGACUACUUCUGUAAAUGGAUUAAGAUUUUAUAUACCGACCCCACUGCAGAAGUUGCCACUAACAAUUUGAUUUCACAACCUUUUUUAAGCUUUUUCGAAGCACGAGACAAGGAUGUCCGGCCAGUCCAGGACGACUCCUUUUAGCUAUAGAACCCUUUGCCAUUGCAGUAAGGGCCCACCCGUCAAUUAGUGGAAUUAAAACAUCAGAUUUUGAACAUCGAGUGGCCCUGUAUGCCGAUGAUACACUCUUAUUCCUAACAGAUCUAAAGAAUUCUAUCUCUUCCCUCUCCAAUUUAAUGAAUAACUUUGGCCAGUUUUCUGGGUUUAAAGUUAAUAAAACCAAUUCUUCCAUUCUUUUCCUCAACAAGCAAGAGAGACUGAAUCUAGUCAGCAUCCAUUUGUGACACAGUUUCACAUAUCUUGGGAUUAAAAUCACACCAGAAAUUAGCCCCUUGAGUUCAACAAACUAUGAACCCAUGGUAACGAGCGUAACCGACUCCAUCAACAGAUGAACUUCAUUGCAGCCUGUAUCUAUUAUUGAUAUAAUAAAUAUCAUUAAGAUUAAUAUUCUGCCCAAAUGUCUUUUAUCUAGUCAAUUCCUCUAGCUCCACCACCACCGUUUAUUGUUCCCAAAGAUCAGAAAGAUACUCUCACAUUUUGAUGUGGAGCAACAGAAAACCAAGGCUUAGACUUUCUCUUCUUUAUUUGGCCUUAUGACAGAGGGGGGUUACAACUUCCAAACCUACAGUGGUAUUACUGGGCUGCACAACUGAGGGCUUCAAUAUUUUUGGUUCUCUAAGAAACUAUACUUAGCCUGGCUGCAGACUGAAAUGUUGUCCACAAAAGGCUUAACUUUGGAUGGAUAUUUGUACUCUGCUACCCUUUAAGAAGUUAAAGAUGAAUACCACUAAUCCCUUUGUUAAAAACAACCUUAAUAUAUGGCACAAAGUACAGCAAUGUCUGGGCGAAUCCCCUGGAUUAUCCAGUUUCACACCAAUUUGGGGCAAUGACAAUUUCACACCUGGUAAAGAAUGGCCAAGAAAAGGUAUUGUUAAAGUAAUAGACAAUGAAAAAGGGCUCAUGUCAUUUGAAGGACUAAAGGGAAACUUUAACUGACCACAAAAGCAUUUUUUACAAUACUUACAAUUUAAGAAGCUUUAUAAAUUUUUUGAGGUGGCAGAACAGACUGCUCAGGUUGGGGUGUAGGGUUUGAGCAUAGCCUGAAGGUAUGGAGGGGCAGUUCCUCUUGCUGUUCCGUUGGUAAGCACCAUGGUCUUGUAGUGGAUGAGAGCUUCGACUGGAAACCAGUGGAGAGUCUGGAGGAGCGGGGUGACAUGAGAGAACUUGGGAAGGUUGAAAACCAGGUGUGCUGCUGCGUUCUAAGUAAGUUUCAGGGGUUUGAUGGCACAAGCAGGGAGCCCAGCCAACAGCGAGUUGCAGUAGUCCAGACGGUAGAUGACAAGUGCCUGGAUUAGGACCUGUGCCGCUUUCUGCGUAAGGUAGGGUCGUACUCUGCGAAUGUUGUAGAGCAUGAACCUACAGGAUCGGGUCACCGCUUUGAUGUUAGCGGAGAACGACAGGAUGUUGUCCAGGGUCACGCCAAGGUUCUUUGCACUCUGGGAGGAGGACACAAUGGAGUUGUCAACCGUGAUGGCAAGAUCAUGGAGCGGGCAGUCAUUCCCAGGGAGGAAGAGCACCUCCGUCUUGCCGAGGUUCAGCUUGAGGUGGUGAUCCGUCAUCCACACUGAUAUGUCUGCCAGACUAGGACCUGCACCGCUUCCUGUGUGAAGUAGGGUCGUACUCUACGGAUGUUGUAGAGCAGGAACCUACAGGAGCGGGUCACUGCUUUGAUGUUUGCAGAGAAGACAGGGUGUUGUCAAGGGUCAUGCCAAGGUUCUUUGCACUCUGGGAGGGCGUCACUGUGGAGUUGUCAACCAUGACGGAGAGGUGUUUGAGCGGGCAGGCCUUCCCAUUGAGGAAGAGCAGUUCUGUCUUGUCGAGGUUGAGCUUGAGGGGUGGGCUGACAUCCAAGCUGAGAUAUCUGCCAGGCACGCAGAGAUGCGUGUUGCCACCUGGGUGUCAGAAUGGGGGAAGGAGAAAAGUAGUUGAGUGUCAUUCGCAUAGCAAUGAUGAGAGAGACCAUGUGACGAUAUGACAGAGCCUUGGUGUAUAGAGAGAAGAGAAGAGGAUUUAGAACCGAGCCCUGGGGGACACCAGUGGUGAUAGACAGUCACCUGGUAUGAGCGGCCUGCCAGGUAGGAUGCAAUCCAAGAAAAAUGAGAAUUGUUUUAUUUAUUUCACCUUUAUUUAACCAGGUAAGCCAGUUGAGAACAAGUUCUCAUUUACAACUGCGACCUGGCCAAGAUAAAGCAAAGCAGUGCGAUUAAAAACAACAACACAGAGUUACAUAUGGGGUAAAACAAAACGUACAGUCAAAAAAAUACAACAGAAAAUAUAUAUACAGUGUGUGCAAAUUUAGCAAGUUAUGGAGGUAAGGCAAUAAAUAGGCUAUAGUGAAAAAUAAUUAUAAUUAGUAUUAACACUGGAAUGAUAGAUGUGCAAGAGAUGAUGUGCAAAUAGAGAUACUGGGGUGCAAAUUAGCAAAAUAAAUAACAAUGUAAAUUACAAUAUGGGGAUGAGGUAGUUGGGUGGGCUAAUUACAGAUGGGCUGUGUACAGGUACAGUGAUCGGUAAGGUGCUCUGACAACUGAUGCUUAAAGUUAGUGAGGGAGAUAAGAGUCUCCAGCUUCAGAGAUUUUUGCAAUUUGUUCCAGUCAUUGGCAGCAGAGAACUGGAAGGAAUGGCGGCCAAAGGAGGUGUUGGCUUUGGGAAUGACCAGUGAGAUAUACCUGCUGGAGCGCAGACUACGGGUGGGUGCUGCUAUGGUGACCAAUGAGCUAAGAUAAGGCAGGGAUUUGCCUAGCAGUGAUUUAUAGAUGGCCUGGAGCCAGUGGGUUUGGUGACGAAUAUGUAGUGAGGGCCAGCCAACGAGAGCGUACAGGUCACAGUGGUGGGUAGUGUAUGGGGCUUUGGAGACAAAACGGAUGGCACUGUGAUAGACUACAUCCAAUUUGCUGAGUAGAGUGUUGGAGGCUAUUUUGUAAAUGACAUCGCCGAAGUCAAGGAUCGGUAGGAUAGUCAGUUUUACGAGGGCAUGUUUGGCAGCAUGAGUGAAGGAGGCUUUGUUGCGAAAUAGGAAGCCGAUUCUAGAUUUCACUUUGGAUUGGAGAUGCUUAAUGUGAGUCUGGAAGGAGAGUUUACAGUCUAACCAGACACCUAGGUAUUUCUAGUUGUCCACAUACUCUAGGUCAGAACCGCCGAGAGUAGUGAUUCUAGUCGGGUGGGCGGGUGCCAGCAGCGUUCGAUUGAAGAGCAUGCAUUUAGUUUUACUAGUGUUUAAGAGCAGUUGGAGGCUACGGAAGGAGUGUUGCAUGGCGUUGAAGCUCGUUUGGAGGUUUGUUAACACAGUGUCCAGUGAAGGGCCAGAUGUAUACAAAAUGGUGUCGUCUGCGUAGAGGUGGAUCUGAGAGUCACCAGCAGCAAGAGCGACAUCAUUGAUAUACACAGAGAAUAGAGUCGGCCCGAGAAUUGAACCCUGUGGCACCCCCAUAGAGACUGCCAGAGGUCCAGACAACAGGCCCUCCAAUUUGACACAUUGAACUCUAUCUGAGAAGUAGUUGGUGAACCAGGCGAGGCAGUCAUUUGAGAAACCAAGGCUAUUUAGUCUGCCAAUAAGAAUGUGGUGGUUGACAGAGUCGAAAGCCUUGGCCAGGUCGAUGAUGACGGUUGCACAGUACUGUCUAUUAUCGGUCGCGGUUAUAAUAUCGUUUAGGACCUUGAGCGUGGCUGAGGUGCACCCAUGACCAGCUCGGAAACCGAAUGAGAGUUAAAUGUAAUUUGCUGAGAUUAUCCCUAAACUUUGCAUCCUAAAUCUUUACCCAGAGAUUAUCUCUUUAAUGGUUGACCUCUGUCUAUUACAAGCUAGAAGUUCAAUUGCUCUCCACUGGAAGUACAGUGCAUUCGGAAAGUAUUCAGACCCCUUUACUUUUUCCACAUUGUGUUACGUUACAGCCUUAUUCUAAAAUGGAUGAAAUAGUUUUUAAUUUUAUUUUUUCCUCAUCAAUCUACACACAGUACCCUAUAAUGACAGUCAAAAUAGGUUUCUAUAAUUUUUUGCACAUUUUAUAAAAAAUGUAAAACAGAAAUAUCACAUUUACAUAAAUAUUCAGACCCUUUACUCAGUACUUUGUUGAAGCACCUUUGGCAGUGAUUACAGCCUUGAGUCUUCUUGGGUAUGAUACUACAAGCUUGGCACACCUGUAUUUGGGGAGUUUCUCCCAGUCUUCUCUGCAGAUCCUCUCAAGCUCUGUCAGGUUGGAUGGGGAGCGUCGCUGCACAGCUAUUUUCAGGUCUCUCCAGAGAUGUUCGAUCGGGUUCAAGUCCGGGCUCUGGCUGGGCCACUCAAGGACAUUCAGAGACUUGUCCCGAAGCCACUCCUGCGUUGUUUUGGCUGUGUGCUUAGGGUUGUUGUCCUGUUGGAAGGUGAACCGUCGCCCCAGUCUGAGGUCCUGAGCGUUCUGGAGCAGGUUUUCAUCAAGGAUCUCUCUGUACUUUGCUCCGUUCAUCUUUUCCCUCAAUCCUGACUAGUCUCCCAGUCCCUGCUGCUGAAAAACACCCCACAGCAUGAUACUGCCAACGCCAUGCUGCACCGUAGGGAUGGUGCCAGGUUUCCUCCAGACAUGACGCUUGGCAUGGGUUAGUGCUGGAUGUUUUGGGGUUAGUGCUGGGUGUUUUUGGGUUAGUGCUGGAUGUUUUUGGGUUAGUGCUGGAUGUUUUUGGGUUAGUGCUGGAUGUUUUUGGGUUAGUGCUGGAUGUUUUUGGGUUAGUGCUGGAUGUUUUUGGGUUAGUGCUGGAUGUAUUGGGGUUAGUGCUGGAUGUUUUUGGGUUUGGGUUAGUGCUGGAUGUUUUUGGGUUUGGGUUAGUGCUGGAUGUCUUGGGGUUUGGGUUAGUGCUGGAUGUCUUGGGGUUUGGGUUAGUGCUGGAUGUUUUUGGGUUAGUGUUAGUGCUGGAUGUUUUUGGGUUAGUGUUAGUGCUGGGUGUUUUUGGGUUAGGGUUAGUGCUGGGUGUUUUUGGGUUAGUGCUGGGUGUUUUUGGGUUAGUGCUGGGUGUUUUUGGGUUAGUGCUGGGUGUUUUUGGGAUAGUGCUGAAUGUUUUUGGGUUAGGGUUAGUGCUGGGUGUUUUUGGGUUAGUGCUGGGUGUUUUUGGGUUAGUGCUGGGUGUUUUUGGGAUAGUGCUGAAUGUUUUUGGGUUAGGGUUAGUGCUGGGUGUUUUUGGGUUAGUGCUGGGUGUUUUGGGGUUAGUGCUGGGUGUUUUUGGGAUAGUGCUGAAUGUUUUUGGGUUAGGGUUAGUGCUGGGUGUUUUGGGGUUAGUGCUGGGUGUUUUGGGGUAAAAAAAAAAUGGUUUACCUUUUCUCUAAAUAAGCUUUGUUCUACAAUUUAAAGGUAAAAUAGUAAAAUACACUACAUUUCAAACAGUCAGCAAUAAUCUAAUGAAUUCAGGGCUUGUGAAAUUAUACCCAGGCUGAAUAUAAGCCUUCAUAACCAUAAGACCCACUAAUAAUUAUUGUAUCAAAAUAGUUUUUCCUGCUUUUCUGCAAUAAUCACUGAUCUGGCUUUCAAGUCAGUCUAUGAAAAUGCCCCUUUUGUUCCAAAUCUAACCAGAACCAUGCAUAAUGACACAUUAACUAAUAAUGUAGCAGACAUUAUAGAACAUUAACACAGGUCUCAUAAACACUCUCUCGUGCACAAGUCGAUGUUCUAGUGAGGCGCCAGCUAAUAUGUAUAUUUCAAGUUUAUUUGCUAGCUAACAAGGCAGAACGGUUGAAUUGUUAUGAACACACCCUUCUGUCCGUCUCCAACUGUUUGAACAGCAUGUUAGCCUGUCCACUUUGUUCAGAUGUUGAAAUCAAGUGAGAGAACGAGUUGCUAAUUAAUUAUAGAAUUGUUUCAUGCUUAUUGCACAUUUAUGAAGCAAGGACUAGACAGCUAGUAUAACAGUCUUUGGCUAAAAUACUGCUAGCGGGAACUUUUAACGCAAUGCUGCGUGUGACAAACAUUUUGAGGAGUUGAGACAUAAACAGGGUAGCGUUAGAAGGGUUAACUUCUCCUCCAUUACAAAUGUCUCAAUGUGUUUCGGUGUCCAUAUGACCGAUUCUGUUGGACCAAACCUCGAAUGCACACAGCGAGUUGAAACCAUUAGUCAGAGAGGAAGAAGCGGUCGCUCGUCUUUGGCAGGGGGAGGGGCUUGGGUUGUGUGUUUUGUGUAUAAACUGAGAGGAAGAAGCGGUCGCUCGUCUUUGUUGUUGUGAGUGGCAGGGGGAGGGGCUUGGGUUGUGUGUUUUGUGUAUAAACUGAGAGGAAGAAGCGGUCGCUCGUCUUUGUUGUUGUGAGUGGCAGGGGGAGGGGCUUGGGUUGUGUGUUUUGUGUAUAAACUGAGAGGAAGAGGCGACGCAAGAGGAUUCACUCUCCUCAAAAUCUGUCCAAUGCGUUUCUAAGGGCCUGUUUUGGACCUAAGCUUGUCGCCUGCCUUACCGCCUUUGGGACAACGAUAUUGUUAGGGCGGAGACAUGAUCAUCUCCUCAUUAUAUACAGCUCUCUGGUGUAAAUGGGGAGGUGCAGAGCACAGAAGGAGUGAAGGAGACGAGACUAGAUCUCUGGUGUAAAUGGGGAGGUACACAGUACAGAAGGAGUGAAGGGGAGGAGACCAGAUCUCUGGUGUAAAUGGGGAGGUGUAGAGUACAGAAGGAGUGAAGGAGACGAGACUAGAUCUCUGGUGUAAAUGGGGAGGUACACAGUACAGAAGGAGUGAAGGGGAGGAGACCAGAUCUCUGGUGUAAAUGGGGAGGUGCAGAGCACAGAAGGAGUGAAGGAGAUGAGACUAGAUCUCUGGUGUAAAUGGGGAGGUACACAGUACAGAAGGAGUGAAGGGGAGGAGACCAGAUCUCUGGUGUAAAUGGGGAGGUGUAGAGUACAGAAGGAGAGGAGACCAAAAAGACAGGAGAACAAGCGGACAUCAAUGCAAAAAAAUAAAAUAAUAAUGUAUGCAGGCAUUUGGAAUAUCGCGCAAAAACAUACAUUCGAAAUAAUCCAAUUAAUUUGAUAUCGCCCAGCCCUACUCCGACAUUCCGGUGCAAGGCCUCGUUAUUAGGUCAGGGCCAGCGUAAUCAGGAGGGAGAUUCCAGGUAACAACUCUGGAUGUUAGUGGUCCAACAUCCCUCCAGCUAGUAAGAUCUCUGGAUGUUAGUGGUCCAACAUUCCCUCCUCCUGGUAAGAUCUCUGGAUGUUAGUGGUCCAACAUUCCCUCCUCCAGGUAACAUCUCUGGAUGUUAGUGGUCCAACAUUCCCUCCAGCUGGUAAGAUCUCUGGAUGUUAGUGGUCCAACAUUCCCUCCAGCUUCCCAGAUCAGAUCCCCCUCUGUAACAUUACCUGUGGACUGAACCCUCCUGGGAGUGAUAUCAUACUGAACCCUCCUGGGAGUGAUAUCAUACUGAACCCUCCUGGGAGUGAUAUCAUACUGAACCCUCCUGGGAGUGAUAUCAUACUGAACCCUCCUGGGAGUGAUAUCAUACUGAACCCUCCUGGGAGUGAUAUCAUACUGAACCCUCCUGGGAGUGAUAUCAUACUGAACCCUCCUGGGAGUGAUAUCAUACUGAACCCUCCUGGGAGUGAUAUCAUACUGAACCCUCCUGGGAGUGAUAUCAUACUGAACCCUCCUGGGAGUGAUAUCAUACUGAACCCUCCUGGGAGUGAUAUCAUACUGAACCCUCCUGGGAGUGAUAUCAUACUGAACCCUCCUGGGAGUGAUAUCAUACUGAACCCUCCUGGGAGUGAUUUCAUUACUGAACCCUCCUGGGAGUGAUAUCAUACUGAACCCUCCUGGGAGUGAUAUCAUACUGAACCCUCCUGGGAGUGAUAUCAUACUGAACCCUCCUGGGAGUGAUAUCAUACUGAACCCUCCUGGGAGUGAUAUCAUACUGAACCCUCCUGGGAGUGAUAUCAUACUGAACCCUCCUGGGAGUGAUAUCAUACUGAACCCUCCUGGGAGUGAUAUCAUACUGAACCCUCCUGGGAGUGAUAUCAUACUGAACCCUCCUGGGAGUGAUAUCAUACUGAACCCUCCUGGGAGUGAUAUCAUACUGAACCCUCCUGGGAGUGAUAUCAUACUGAACCCUCCUGGGAGUGAUAUCAUACUGAACCCUCCUGGGAGUGUUAUCAUACUGAACCCUCCUGGGAGUGAUAUCAUACUGAACCCUCCUGGGAGUGAUAUCAUACUGAACCCUCCUGGGAGUGUUAUCAUACUGAACCCUCCUGGGAGUGAUAUCAUACUGAACCCUCCUGGGAGUGAUAUCAUACUGAACCCUCCUGGGAGUGAUAUCAUACUGAACCCUCCUGGGAGUGAUAUCAUACUGAACCCUCCUGGGAGUGAUAUGAUACUGAACCCUCCUGGGAGUGAUAUCAUACUGAACCCUCCUGGGAGUGAUAUCAUACUGAACCCUCCUGGGAGUGAUAUCAUACUGAACCCUCCUGGGAGUGAUAUCAUACUGAACCCUCCUGGGAGUGAUAUCAUACUGAACCCUCCUGGGAGUGAUAUCAUACUGAACCCUCCUGGGAGUGAUAUCAUACUGAACCCUCCUGGGAGUGAUAUCAUACUGAACCCUCCUGGGAGUGAUUAUCAUACUGAACCCUCCUGGGAGUGAUAUCAUACUGAACCCUCCUGGGAGUGAUAUCAUACUGAACCCUCCUGGGAGUGUUAUCAUACUGAACCCUCCUGGGAGUGAUAUCAUACUGAACCCUCCUGGGAGUGAUAUCAUACUGAACCCUCCUGGGAGUGAUAUCAUACUGAACCCUCCUGGGAGUGAUAUCAUACUGAACCCUCCUGGGAGUGAUAUCAUACUGAACCCUCCUGGGAGUGAUAUCAUACUGAACCCUCCUGGGAGUGAUAUCAUACUGAACCCUCCUGGGAGUGAUAUCAUACUGAACCCUCCUGGGAGUGAUAUCAUACUGAACCCUCCUGGGAGUGAUAUCAUACUGAACCCUCCUGGGAGUGAUAUCAUACUGAACCCUCCUGGGAGUGAUAUCAUACUGAACCCUCCUGGGAGUGAUAUCAUACUGAACCCUCCUGGGAGUGAUAUCAUACUGAACCCUCCUGGGAGUGAUAUCAUACUGAACCCUCCUGGGAGUGAUAUCAUACUGAACCCUCCUGGGAGUGAUAUCAUACUGAACCCUCCUGGGAGUGAUAUCAUACUGAACCCUCCUGGGAGUGAUAUCAUACUGAACCCUCCUGGGAGUGUUAUCAUACUGAACCCUCCUGGGAGUGAUAUCAUACUGAACCCUCCUGGGAGUGAUAUCAUACUGAACCCUCCUGGGAGUGAUAUCAUACUGAACCCUCCUGGGAGUGAUAUCAUACUGAACCCUCCUGGG